Messenger RNA from Carassius auratus (goldfish), 843 nucleotides. RefSeq names its product ubiquitin-conjugating enzyme E2D 1b (gene ube2d1b). The record is from RefSeq and is a predicted model, not a curated record. The coding region runs from base 208 to 651 and encodes 147 amino acids. The transcript is spliced from 7 exons. Lineage: Eukaryota; Metazoa; Chordata; Actinopteri; Cypriniformes; Cyprinidae.
AGGUGCAAUUAUACAUGGACUUUUAUUUUAUUUCCUCAACCCCGCACCGGAAGUGUGAGCUUGCUGAGCUACAGCUGUCUCUUUCUCGCCGCUCACAUUUGUUUUUUUACUCAGGGAAACCCAGUAUUGCUGAUCUGAUUCGUAGCAAUAAUAUCGGACAGAUUAAAUAAUCGCGUAAAUCUGGGGCGGUACACACAGUAAAGCAGCAUGGCAUUAAAGAGAAUACAGAAGGAGCUUCAAGACUUGCAGAGGGACCCUCCUGCUCAGUGCUCUGCUGGACCAGUUGGUGAUGACUUGUUUCACUGGCAGGCGACAAUAAUGGGACCUAGUGACAGUCCAUACCAAGGAGGGGUCUUCUUUCUCACAAUUCACUUUCCAACAGACUAUCCCUUCAAGCCUCCAAAGGUAGCGUUUACGACAAAAAUCUACCAUCCCAACAUUAACAGUAAUGGAAGCAUUUGCCUGGACAUCCUGAGGUCGCAGUGGUCUCCAGCUCUAACAGUUUCAAAAGUUCUUUUGUCCAUAUGUUCUUUGCUUUGUGAUCCGAAUCCUGAUGACCCUUUAGUCCCAGACAUAGCACAUAUCUACAAAUCAGACAAAGAAAAGUACAACAGACUAGCGAGAGAAUGGACCCAGAAGUAUGCAAUGUGAAGACUUAAUGGACAUAUUUUUUUAAGUCACAAAUCACUGUAAAUUCUAGCAUCUAAAAGUAUGAUUAGGUUAUAUUAUUAAACACAUUGUACUGAUAACAUUUACCAUCUGAAAUUACCAAUAAUAAUAGCUGAAGUAGUAUUUUGGAGGGGACUGAGCGCUGCACAAAAUUAAAUUAAGCUUUUUAUUGGU